AUGGGUAACAACCUCUCCAGUGUCCCCUCUCUGCCGCGAGGGAACCCGAGCCGGGCGCCGCGGGGUCACCCGCAGAACCUCAAAGACUCCGUUGGGGGUCCUUUCCCGGUUGCCUCUCACCGAUGCCACCACAAGCAGAAGCACUGCCCGCCGGCACUGCCUGGUGGGGGUCUCCCGGCCACGCCGCUGCUCUUCCACCCACACACCAAGGGCUCGCAGAUCCUCAUGGACCUCAGCCACAAGGCUGUCAAGAGGCAGGCCAGCUUCUGCAACGCCAUCACCUUCAGCAACCGGCCCGUCCUCAUCUAUGAGCAAGUCAGGCUGAAGAUCACCAGGAAGCAGUGCUGCUGGAGCGGGGCCCUGCGCCUGGGCUUCACCAGCAAGGACCCGUCGCGCAUUCACCCCGACUCCCUGCCCAAGUACGCCUGCCCUGACCUGGUGUCCCAGAGCGGCUUCUGGGCCAAGGCGCUGCCUGAGGAGUUUGCCAACGAGGGCAACAUCAUCGCCUUCUGGGUGGACAAGAAGGGCCGUGUCUUCUACCGCAUCAAUGACUCCGCCGCCAUGCUCUUCUUCAACGGGGUCCGCACCGCCGACCCGCUCUGGGCCCUGGUGGAUGUCUACGGCCUCACGCGGGGCGUCCAGCUGCUGGACAGCGAGCUGGUGCUGCCCGACUGCCUGCGGCCGCGCUCCUUCACCGCCCUGCGGCGGCCGUCGCUGCGGCGCGAAGCCGACGAGGCGCGCCUCUCCGUGAGCCUUUGCGACCUCAACGUGCCGGGCGACGAGGGCCCGCCGGCCACGGGCUGCCCGAUCCCGCAGAACUCGCUCAACUCGCAGCACAGCCGCGCGCUGCCCGCGCAACUCGACGGCGACCUGCGCUUCCACGCGCUGCGCGCCGGCGCGCACGUCCGCAUCCUGGACGAGCAGACGGUGGCGCGCCUGGAGCACGGGCGCGACGAGCGCGCGCUCGUCUUCACCAGCCGGCCCGUGCGCGUGGCCGAGACCAUCUUCGUCAAGGUCACGCGCUCGGGCGGCGCGCGCCCCGGCGCGCUGUCCUUCGGCGUCACCACGUGCGACCCCGGCACGCUGCGGCCCGCGGACCUGCCCUUCAGCCCCGAGGCCUUGGUGGACCGCAAGGAGUUCUGGGCCGUGUGCCGCGUGCCCGGGCCCCUGCACAGCGGCGACAUCCUGGGCCUGGUGGUCAACGCGGACGGCGAGCUGCACCUCAGCCACAACGGCGCGGCCGCCGGCAUGCAGCUGUGCGUGGACGCCUCGCAGCCGCUCUGGAUGCUCUUCGGCCUGCACGGCGCCAUCACGCAGGUCCGCAUUCUCGGCUCUACCAUCCUGGCCGAACGGGGCAUCCCGUCGCUCCCCUGUUCCCCUGCCUCCACACCAACCUCACCCAGUGCUCUGGGAAGCCGCCUGUCUGACCCCUUGCUCAGCACUUGCAGCUCUGGGCCUCUGGGGAGCUCUGCAGGUGGGACUGCCCCCAACUCGCCGGUGAGCCUGCCCGAGUCACCAGUGACCCCAGGCAUGGGCCAGUGGAGCGAUGAGUGCACCAUUUGCUAUGAACACGCGGUGGACACGGUCAUCUACACGUGUGGUCACAUGUGCCUCUGCUAUGCCUGCGGCCUGCGCCUCAAGAAGGCUCUGCACGCCUGCUGCCCCAUCUGCCGCCGCCCCAUCAAGGACAUCAUCAAGACCUACCGCAGCGCCUAGCCUGCCACACGGCAAGCCAGCAGGGCCCGUCUUCCUCACUUUGGAAACUUUUCCCUUUUCCAUUAAACAUGGGACA
Molecule: messenger RNA, 1792 nt
Organism: Lepus europaeus (European hare)
Lineage: Eukaryota; Metazoa; Chordata; Mammalia; Lagomorpha; Leporidae
Gene: NEURL1
Product: neuralized E3 ubiquitin protein ligase 1
Exons: 6
Coding region: 1-1716 (571 amino acids)
Biological process (GO): nervous system development; negative regulation of Notch signaling pathway
Cellular component (GO): plasma membrane; postsynaptic density
Molecular function (GO): ubiquitin protein ligase activity
Source: RefSeq, a predicted model, not a curated record